AUGUCCCCCUCAGAAGGUUCGGCGCUCAGUCCGUCCGCCACAGAUCGUGUCUUCCCCGUCCGAAGCGUCGUAUCGGUAGACCCUACACCAACGCCUUCGCAGCGCCCGCAAGGCGACUACUUCCACCCUUACUCGAAGAUCAGCGAAUCUCGCAUACCGAGCGAGGCACGGCGGCCCUCCCAAGGCUCCUCCGCCUCAGCAUCGUCAUGGUCCUCACGACUCCCAAUCCGAUCCAUCUCGGCAUCAACUCCGCACGGCGAAGAGACACCGUCUGCACCAGAACCGACCCCGCCGCGAGAAAAGAAGGAUGGCAUGAAAUUGGGUCCGCCACGGUUACCAGCGCAUUUUUUCAAUGAUGUGAUCACGGGAGGCGGUGGGGACAACAGCCGCCCGUCGUCCGUAUGUCAGGAUAAUGUUCCGACAGUUGGCGCUGAAUCUUCUGCAAAGAGCGUGGCGAGCAGUCUGGGCGAUCCUGGGCCCUUGAUCACCCACAGGUUCAAACAUGUCAUGACGGAGGGCGGUCACGCUGUAAUCACAGGCCGAGAUGGCGACGCCCUGCAACGGUGCGAGGACGAGCCAAUACAUAUUCCAGGCGCAGUGCAGGGUUUUGGUGUAUUGGUCGCCCUGGAGGACACUGCCGAAGCGGGGGUCCUGCCAGUUCGCAUUGCCAGCGAGAACUCGAUGCGAGUAUUGGGGCGAUCACCGAGAGAGUUGUUCGCUCUGGAGAGUUUCACAGACAUCCUGGGUGAGGAGCAAGCGGACAAUCUCAUCGACCAUAUCGAUUUCAUCAAGGACGAAGAUGCUGAUGUGGCGAGCAAUGGACCAGAGGUCUUCACUCUAACAUUAAAGAUCGGCAAGACACGCUCGAAAUUGUGGUGUGCGAUACACCAAAACCCAGCCAAUCCUGGCCUCAUCAUUUGCGAGUUCGAAAUCGAGGACGACCAACUACAUCCUCUUGUACCUCCGAACGAUAUGACGCCGGAGCUUCCCGAGGACACGCUAAACAGUGAACCCACCCCCGAGGAAUUUUUGGAGAGCACGGAAAACAAGAGUAGACCACUGAGAGUGCUGAGAAGUGCCAGGAAAAGGAAGGGCGAGGCGGCUGCAAUGGAAGUCUUCAACAUCAUGUCACAGGUGCAGGAACAGCUCGCAGCAGCCGCGAAUCUCGAAACAUUUCUCAGAGUAUUGGUUGGUGUGGUGAAAGAGCUCACAGGCUUCCAUCGCGUGAUGAUAUACCAAUUCGACCAAACCUUCAACGGUCGGGUUGUUACGGAGCUUGUGGAUCCGCGAGCGACCAAAGAUUUAUACAAAGGCCUUAAUUUUCCGGCAUCUGACAUUCCAAAGCAGGCCAGAGAGCUGUACAAGCUGAACAGGGUGCGCAUGCUAUACGAUCGAGACCUGGAAACCGCCAGACUCGUCUGUCGAACUCCCGAGGAUUUGGAGACUCCUCUCGAUCUGACACAUUCCUACCUCCGCGCAAUGUCCCCAAUCCAUCUGAAGUAUCUCGGGAACAUGGCAGUGCGAUCAUCCAUGUCAAUAUCAAUAAACGCCUUCAACGAGCUAUGGGGCCUCAUUGCGUGUCAUUCCUACGGUGGCAAGGGAAUGCGCGUGUCUUUUCCGAUACGGAAGAUGUGUCGAUUGGUUGGCGAUACUGCAUCUAGAAACAUCGAAAGAUUGUCGUAUGCUUCGAGAUUGCAGGCUAGGAAGCUAAUCAACACAGUUCCGACACAACACAAUCCAUCCGGCUACAUCAUAGCUUCUUCAGACGAUCUUCUGAAACUCUUCAAUGCAGACUUUGGCCUUCUUUCCAUUAGAGAUGAGACGAAGUUCCUCGGAAAGCUCGAACAGUCGCAAGAGGCCUUGGCCAUGCUAGAGUAUCUGAGGAUGCGAAAGAUCGAGGCCGUGAUGACAUCGACCAAUAUCUCCCAAGAUUUUCCCGAUUUACGAUACCCACCAGGAUUCCAGGUCAUUGCUGGGUUGCUCAUAGUGCCACUUUCAGUCGGGGGUAGCGACUUCAUCGUUUUCUUCCGCAAAGGGCAGUUGAAGGAGGUGAAGUGGGCAGGCAAUCCGUACGAAAAGUUCAUCAAAGAAGGCACAGAGGGCUACUUGGAGCCUCGAACAAGUUUCAAGACAUGGUCCGAGACAGUGGUCGGCAUGUGCCGAGAGUGGUCUGAAGAAGAAAUAGAGACUGCUGCGGUUUUGUGUCUCGUGUACGGAAAGUUCAUCGAGGUUUGGCGGCAGAAAGAGGCGGCCUUGCAGAGCAGCCAGCUUACGCGCCUGUUGUUGGCGAAUUCGGCACACGAAGUCCGUACACCUCUCAACGCCAUCAUCAAUUACCUGGAAAUCGCACUCGAGGGAUCACUGGACAAUGAGACGAGAGAAAACCUAUCAAGAUCACAUUCCGCUUCGAAAUCACUCAUCUAUGUAAUCAACGAUCUCCUUGAUCUCACCAAAACAGAAGAAGGUGUUCCACUGAUCAAGGGAGAAACGUUCGACCUGCGCGCCACUCUGAAAGAGGCCACCGAUAUGUUCCAGGGAGAUGCUCGACGCAAGAACAUCGCCUACGACGUGAUUGAGUAUCCAGAACUACCCUCACACGUCAUUGGAGAUCAGCGACGUGUUCGGCAAGCAAUCUCUAACAUCACCGCCAAUGCGAUACAAAAUACCACGGAAGGGGGUAUCAAGGUUGAGAUGUACGUUGCGUCCAAGCCGAGCCCGGGUCGCGUGGACAUCGAAGUUGCUGUGACGGAUACAGGCGUUGGCAUGAACUCAGAGACUCUGGAUAAGCUUUUCAACGAACUUGAGCAGGUGCAAUCCGAACCAGCUGGCUUGUUGGAAGAUGCUAUCGCUCCAACUCCCAAGCAAGGCGAGAAGGGCGAGGCCCCUACAUUGGGUCUCGGCCUUGCGCUGGUGGCUCGCAUCAUCGGCAACAUGAAUGGACAGCUACGGCUCAAAUCCGAAGAGGGGAAGGGCUCCCGCUUCGUGAUUCAAUUUCCGUUCGAAAUUCCCGACUCUGAGGUACAGAACGCCGAAGAACAAGCCACUUCAUCCCCGGGCAGUCUUACACCACAAGGAGAGUCCAGCUCGAGCCCCGUCCCAGAGGACGGGGAGAGGAUGCUCAUUGCCCCAAGCCUGUCGCGCAAUGACUCUGACGGCAGUAGUAGCAAAGUGGCGAGGAAAGAGAGCAUGGAGAGUCUGACGAGCCAAAAGAGCCUGACGAGUACGAAAAGCCUACGUAGCCUCCAGAGUGCAAUGAGUGGAAAGAGUGGAAAGAGCGGCAGGAGCCAGAGGAGCGACGUCGACAGAUUGAUAGAAGCAAUUCAAGAGCCGCACCUUGUGGGGCAGUCGCGGCCUUCGAGUGAGCGUAGUAUGAGCUCGAAGUCGCUGAGACCGACGCUCUCCAAACGAAACAGCCGAGAGCACAGUGCGCCAACUUCUCCAGUCCGCACGAGAUCAAGGAGCCUCGAAGCGGUUGAGAGCGAACGGGUCAUCACGCACCGUCAUUCAUUACCAAAGGACUUACCUGGACAACAAUCCGUAGCUGACUCUGGGCAUCCAGUCAGAGCCAUUAAGAUGCCUGACGAAAUAGGCUCCCCUAUUUCGACAAAACCCCCGCAAGGCAUGAUAUUGGGACAGAUUCAUGACGAGCCGGCGAAAAUCGAGGCUCAGCCCGAAAGCUCAAGCCCCGAGCAUCUUCGGGUUCUGGUCGCAGAAGAUGAUCCGGUAAACAGUAGGAUCAUCAAGAAGAGGCUCGAGAAGAAAGGUCACCAAGUUUUCCUUACCGUCAAUGGAGAAGAGUGUGCAAGCGCAUUCUGUGAGGAUCCACAGGGCUUCGAUGUCGUCCUGAUGGAUAUGCAAAUGCCCAUUGUCGACGGGCUUACCUCCACCAAGAUGAUUCGCUCGUUCGAGAAGACUCACGCUGGCACGAUGUCCGCUCGCGCUGAGCUGUGCGGUCGAGUGCCCAUCAUUGCUGUUUCGGCCUCCCUUGUGGAGAGGGAGAGAGAGACGUAUGUUCUCGCAGGUUUCGAUGCUUGGAUCCUAAAGCCGAUCAUGUUUGAUCGUCUAUCAAAACUGAUGACCGCCAUUGUCGACACUCCCACUCGCGAAGACUGUCUCUACGAAGCCGGACAGUGGGAGCGAGGCGGAUGGUUCCACAAGGGGCAGAAGAGCGCGGAAGAAGCGUCUACGGCACCAUCUGACGCACCCAUCCAGUCCAAUCCGCCCGAGAUUGCGAACGUCACUGAGGACUCUGCUAUCAUCGAUGAUGCAACCGCUGGCGACGAGGAGAACAAGAUUCCAGAAGAACGAGAGAGGUUGCUGCAGGCCCAGGAAGAAGAGAAGGUUUCCCGAUCGGAAACCAUUCCGGGCAAGCAUGUUCACUACGAAGAUGGUCCCAGCGACGAUGCGCAGCCACUACCACCCACGGACGAGUCGUAG
Molecule: messenger RNA, 4437 nt
Organism: Aaosphaeria arxii CBS 175.79
Lineage: Eukaryota; Fungi; Ascomycota; Dothideomycetes; Pleosporales
Exons: 2
Coding region: 1-4437 (1478 amino acids)
Biological process (GO): detection of visible light; regulation of DNA-templated transcription; phosphorelay signal transduction system
Molecular function (GO): phosphorelay sensor kinase activity; protein binding
Source: RefSeq, a predicted model, not a curated record